AGCGAGGAUGAAGGGCAGGGUGCUGAUGAAGGGCGGGGCGGACUCGGAGACCUGGCUAGAGAACAAAACAGACUUGCGGGGCGGGGCGGAUUCGGAGACCUGGCUAGAGAACAAAACAGACUUGCGGGCCAGAGGUGGUCAUGAACGGCAGGGCCCGGAAAGAGGCAGUCCAGGCCGCGGCCCGGGAACUCCUCAAGUUUGUGAACCGGAGUCCCUCUCCUUUCCACGCCGUGGCUGAGUGCCGCAGUCGUCUUCUCCAGGCUGGCUUCCAUGAACUCAAGGAGACGGAGAGCUGGGAUAUCAAGCCUGAGAGCAAGUACUUCCUGACUAGGAACUCCUCCUCCAUCAUCGCUUUUGCUGUGGGGGGCCAGUAUGUUCCUGGCAAUGGCUUCAGCCUCAUUGGGGCCCAUACGGACAGUCCCUGCCUCCGGGUGAAACGCAAGUCUCGCAGGAGUCAAAUGGGCUACCAGCAGGUUGGCGUGGAGACCUAUGGUGGUGGGAUCUGGAGCACCUGGUUUGACCGAGACUUGACUUUGGCUGGAAGAGUCAUUAUCAAGUCCCCCACCUCAGGUCGCCUGGAGCAGCGCCUUGUGCACGUGGACCGGCCCAUUCUACGCAUCCCACACUUGGCCAUCCACCUGCAGCGAAACAUCAAUGAGAACUUUGGGCCCAACACAGAGAUGCACCUAGUCCCCAUCCUUGCCACAGCAGUUCAGGAGGAGCUGGAGAAGGGGAUUCCUGAGCAAGGGCCUCUCAAUGCUGUUGAGGAACGGCACCACUCGGUCCUCAUGUCCCUGCUCUGUGCCCAUCUGAGCCUGAAUCCGGAGGACAUCUUGGAGAUGGAGCUCUGCCUGGCAGAUACGCAGCCUGCGGUCCUAGGUGGAGCCUAUGAUGAGUUCAUUUUUGCCCCUCGGCUGGACAAUCUUCACAGCUGCUUCUGUGCCCUGCAGGCUCUGAUCGAUUCCUGUGCAGCCCCGGCCUCCCUGGCCAAGGAGCCCCACGUGCGCAUGAUCACGCUCUACGACAACGAAGAGGUGGGAUCAGAGAGUGCCCAGGGAGCCCAGUCUCUGCUGACAGAGCUGGUGCUACGGCGGAUCUCCGCCUCGUCACAGCACCUGACGGCCUUCGAGGAAGCUAUACCUAAGUCCUACAUGAUCAGCGCAGACAUGGCCCACGCUGUGCACCCCAACUACCCGGACAAGCAUGAGGAGAACCACCGGCCCUUCUUCCACAAGGGCCCUGUGAUCAAGGUGAAUAGCAAACAACGCUAUGCCUCCAAUGCGGUCUCAGAAGCCCUGAUCCGAGAGGUGGCCAGUCAAGUGGGGGUACCCCUGCAGGACCUCAUGGUUCGGAAUGAUUCCCCGUGUGGUACCACCAUUGGACCUAUCUUGGCCUCUCGAUUAGGGCUGCGGGUGCUGGACUUAGGCAGCCCCCAGCUGGCCAUGCACUCUAUCCGGGAGACAGCCUGCACCACUGGAGUGCUCCAGACCCUCACCCUCUUUAAGGGCUUCUUUGAGCUGUUCCCCACUCUGAGCCGUAACCUCCUAGUGGAUUGAGGCCUCCUGGCGAGACUGCACUUGCACCCCUUGCACUUGUCAGGGGAAGGGCUCAGCUGAAGCUGAAUUAUUAAAGUGGAUUUUUCACUCCAA
Messenger RNA from Jaculus jaculus (lesser Egyptian jerboa), 1649 nucleotides. RefSeq names its product aspartyl aminopeptidase (gene Dnpep). The transcript has 15 exons. NCBI's taxonomy places the organism in Eukaryota, Metazoa, Chordata, Mammalia, Rodentia, Dipodidae. Gene Ontology annotation, molecular function: zinc ion binding; aminopeptidase activity. The record is from RefSeq and is a predicted model, not a curated record. The coding region runs from base 141 to 1556 and encodes 471 amino acids. Gene Ontology annotation, biological process: proteolysis.